ACGAUCAUCGUUUUUCUUAAUAAAUAAAUCUGAUAUUCUGCAACGAAGCACGCGUAUUAAAAAUAUGAUCGACCCCCUUAAAAUGUGCAUUACGAUUUCAAAAUUUAACCACCCAUUCUUUUUGUAUUUCUCAAUGUUUCGAAAUGUUUCGAGUCCAAAAAUGCAAACUUCUAAACUUGCAUAUUAUUUCUUUUUCGUUAAUCUCAAUGCAGAACCCUACAUGUAUUUUUGUACUAUUAAUCGAAGCCUUGUACGUGGGGCAUACAUUAUUAGUGGAAACUGUUUACGCACGUAUCCCUUUUAUUACUGUGCGUGAAACGAUAAUAGCAAAAGCACCUAUCGAUGUUACGUUCCUGAUUGAAACUCUACGUGCUAUUGGAUGCCGAUCGCUGCCACGGAGAGUUGUGCAAAUAUCAAUGGAUGGCCCAGGGACAAUUACAUGGGACGAAUAUCUCGAAAAUGCUGAAAUCUUUUUGCAAAUGUCGGAUAGGAUCUCUGAUGGAUGGGAAUUUCGAGGUGACAAGGAUGUGCCAGGGGGAGCGUAUAUCGUUCGACGAAAGAAACAUUUUCUUUCUGCCGAUAACGAUUUAAAUUAUUGUUCCGUACACAAAAAUAACAAUGUCGACGACGAUUUAAAGUUCGAGUUACAACAGGACCCAUUCGAAGGGUCCUCUGCAAUCGAGAAACCAUUGGUCAAGGAACAUCACAUACUAUGGUCGAUGAGCUACAGCGUUCCCGUAUUGUAUUUCAAUGGAUGGAAGUCAGCCCAUCUUGAACUAGGCUAAGCACAGCGAGCAAAGGGAACAAGAGUGUCUAAAGGGGAAAGACCCGAGAAACAAUGGAAAUGUACGUUUUAUGAGGAUUCUUGCGUUCGAACACUCUCCCCCAAUUGUAGUAAAUAGAUCUCGCUACUGACAAUUUCUACCAACUUUAUUGCUUUAUUGCGAAUUUGAUCGUUGCCGCGUUAUUGAUUAUGUAUCUCUAUGAAAGGCGUAUAUUUCGAUUGUAUCCAGAAAUGUAGAAAGGGUAAAUGCACCUAAAAAUGAACAGUAAUAAUAAGAAUGGCUGACAAUUUCAAGUAGUUUUCGCGACACUUUAUUAGUUGAUGGAAACGGUGCGUUAAGGUUAGAAGUUGUCACUGAAUUCGUGAUUUCAGUUUAUUUACCUACGUG
This is a messenger RNA of Hylaeus volcanicus, 1172 nucleotides long. RefSeq names its product ubiquitin-like-conjugating enzyme ATG10 (gene Atg10). Gene Ontology annotation, cellular component: intracellular anatomical structure. Gene Ontology annotation, biological process: protein lipidation; macroautophagy; protein modification by small protein conjugation. The transcript is spliced from 4 exons. The record is from RefSeq and is a predicted model, not a curated record. Lineage: Eukaryota; Metazoa; Arthropoda; Insecta; Hymenoptera; Colletidae. Gene Ontology annotation, molecular function: Atg12 transferase activity. The coding region runs from base 144 to 785 and encodes 213 amino acids.